This is a messenger RNA of Austrofundulus limnaeus, 2503 nucleotides long. RefSeq names its product galanin receptor 1a (gene galr1a). Gene Ontology annotation, cellular component: plasma membrane. The transcript has 3 exons. Gene Ontology annotation, biological process: negative regulation of adenylate cyclase activity; G protein-coupled receptor signaling pathway; positive regulation of cytosolic calcium ion concentration. The record is from RefSeq and is a predicted model, not a curated record. Bases 649 to 1701 code for a protein of 350 amino acids. Gene Ontology annotation, molecular function: galanin receptor activity. Lineage: Eukaryota; Metazoa; Chordata; Actinopteri; Cyprinodontiformes; Rivulidae.
AUACAAAAACACUAAAAUUAUUUUAAGUGGUGUUUUUUAUGGCAAAACAUCACUAAAACAGCUUUUCUCUGAAUAACUGUCAUUGCUGCUGUAUAACCCAUCAGUCUGCCUGGGGAACUGACUCCGACCUCUGCCAACUGAAUGAAUUCAGAAAUGAUGAGAAUAAAACGCAUCCAAAUCAGUAUUCUCUUUUCUUUCUGUCAUUUUCCCCUCCACGUUUCUUGGAGGUGGUAUGGGUGCUGACGCACGCGGCCCGGCCCAGCCCCCAUGCUUUAAAGCAGAGGGGAAAGUCCAGACAAGGAGCAGGCGGGCGCACGGAACGAGCGCGCACACGCAUCUGGUGCGCAACAGGAGAAAGACGCUCCAGGAUGCAGGCAGCGGAAACAGAUGAGUAGAAAGCUGCAAAACUUUGGGACAUUUCUCUGCUUAUGUGAGACUUCACAGUGAUGCUUGAAGUAAAGCAGGAAGGUUUUAUGUGAGUGAAAUUAAAUCAGAGAGGAGAGGAAGCCCGGGUUUAUCUAACUGAUACAACACGAGCUCUCCUGGAGACGCGCCGGUCCGACAGACGCACCAUGAGGCAGCAACGGAGCUUCUGGAGCUGAAGCCCCGACAUCAGAAGUGAUUUAAAGAGAAAAGGGAGAGAUAAUCAUGAACUCGUCAGAGUCCGUGAUGCCCGACAGAGAGCUCCGGAACCUUAGCGCGGCAGAAGAAGAGGAGCAGAAACUUUUGUUCGGGAUCGGCACGGAUAAUUUCAUCACGCUCCUGGUGUUCGGGCUCAUCUUCACCCUGGGCGUGCUGGGUAACUCCAUGGUGAUCACCGUGCUGGCCCGGAGCAAACCGGGCAAACCGAGGAGCACCACCAACAUCUUCAUCCUCAACCUGAGCAUCGCGGAUCUGUCCUACCUGCUCUUCUGCAUCCCCUUCCAGUCCACCAUCUACAUGAUGCCCACCUGGGUGCUCGGCGCCUUCAUCUGCAAGUUCAUCCACUACUUCUUCACCGUCUCCAUGCUGGUGAGCAUCUUCACCCUGUCCGCCAUGUCGGUGGACCGCUACAUCGCCAUCGUGCACUCCAGAAAGUCCUCCUCCAUCCGCGUGGCGAGGCACGCGCUGAUCGGCGUGGUGGUGAUCUGGAUCCUGUCUCUGGCCAUGGCGGCGCCCAUCAUGCAACACCAGAACCUGUUCCAGCGCGGGGAGAACAGCACGUACUGUUGGGAACUGUGGCCGGACCACAACCACAAGAAAGUCUACGUGGUGUGCACGUUUGUGUUCGGCUACGUGCUGCCGCUGCUGCUCAUCUCCUUCUGCUACGCCAAGGUGAUAAAUCACUUGCACAAAAAACUAAGAAAUAUGUCCAAAAAGUCAGAGGCAUCAAAGAAGAAGACAGCUCAAACAGUGCUGGUAGUGGUGGUGGUUUUUUGCCUGUCCUGGCUCCCUCACCACAUUGUUCAUCUUUGGGUGGAGUUUGGGACCUUUCCACUGAACCAGGCCUCCUUCGUGUUUCGGGUGGUCGCACACUGCCUGGCGUACAGCAACUCAUCUGUCAACCCGGUCAUCUAUGCCUUCCUUUCUGAGAACUUCAGGAAGGCUUACAAGCAAGUCUUCAAGUGCCAGAUUGGCAGUGGAGACUGCCCGCUUAACGACAUCAAGGAGAUUCGCAGUAAAGCGGAAACACCACCCUCGACUAAUUGCACUAAUGUUUAACUGAGGUCAAGUGACAUGAAAAUGAUCUCUGUCAGCUGUGAGACUGCAACUCACUGUGAGUCAAGGCAACCAAUUCAUCAGACAUGAGUGGGUUUGUUUGGGUAAGUAUGACUGAUUGUACUACUCCACGUAUUGUAAGAGCAGGUCAUAGUACCUGGACUGGAGUGGAUCUACAGAGGCUAAGGUCCUCUCAAAAACCGAUGGUGUCUAAAACUCAGGAACAGAAUCAGACCUCUACAGACAAGAUAUUUUGAUGGCAAACAUUUAAAUAUCAACAUUACGGUGUAUUUAUAUAAUACUACAUUCAAAUAUGAAGAAAUGUGUGCUUUCACUUACAAUAUAUAUUCUUCUAAUAAUAGAAUUUUGCCUUGUACCAAAACAAAACAUAAUUACUUACAGCUGUAAAACUAUUAGUGUUUAUGUGUCUGAAGAGAAACUGUUGUAACAAUUUGUGGCAUUGUAGUGCUUUUUUUCAGGAUUUAUUAAGGACGGCUAUCUUAGAUUGAUACAAGUUUUGAUACUUGCAUUGUCUAACGGCUGACUUGUUGCCCUGUGAAAUGAUAUUUGCUGAUGCUUUAUGUUGCUUCUGACGACACAUUAACCUAACUAGCUUGUUUCCGAAACCAUUCAUCUUGCUACUUUGAAAUAGACAAAUGCACUAUCAAGUAACUCAAAAUUGUUACCUGUUUAUCCAUUGCAAAAUAGUCACUGGUUUGCUUAAUGUAGCUUUCUUGCUGUAGAUUAAAGCUUGCUUACUAAUGUCAUUAGAACUGUAUAACUGCAAAACCAGUUUUGACUUCUG